Nyctereutes procyonoides (raccoon dog) is the source of this 701-nucleotide messenger RNA. RefSeq names its product translation initiation factor IF-2-like. The transcript is spliced from 3 exons. Lineage: Eukaryota; Metazoa; Chordata; Mammalia; Carnivora; Canidae. The coding region runs from base 1 to 564 and encodes 187 amino acids. The record is from RefSeq and is a predicted model, not a curated record.
AUGGCAGCGGCAGGCUCCGCGGCGCCCGAGCGGCGAGUGCGCCGGGGGGUGGGGUGCCGCCUUUUAAAGCCGCUCCGCGCCGGGGAAGCGCCGCCGCCGCCGCUGCGGGCGGGAGCGAGGGAGGCGGAGGCGGCCGCGGCGCGUUCCCGCCCGCGCGGCCGGGUGGCGCCCCUGGGCCCGCGCUCGAGCGGCCGCACCCGGACCCGGGCCCCGACCCGGCGAGCCCCAGACGCCCCCCGCCGGGGAACUUCUCGCCGGCGUUGGGGGCUCUCGGAACAGGCCGGCCGGGAGGCCCGGGCCCCGCAGGGUCUCCCGGGAGCCGCCGGGGCCCCGGGGCCGCGCAGAAAUGAGGACCCUGAGACGCGGAGAGGCCACACAGCUGGUAGCCCCGGAUUCCCCGUAGGCUUCUGCUCCGCUGUGCGCCGCACCUGGGCGCUUAGAAGGAUGCUCCUCCCCAAGGAAGCGGCCCCGGGGCGCAGGUGGCGCCCCAGCUGGCCGAAGCGAGAACUGCGACUUGGCCACCGCGACCCAGUCUCCCUGUUGACAAAAAGGCUUUGCUUCUAACAGGGGCCCAGCACUCUGGAAAACUGUGUGGAGGUUCCUCAAAGAGUUAAAAAUAGACCUGCCCUACGACCCAGCAAUUGCACUGUUAGGGAUUUACCCCAAAGAUUCAGAUGCAAUGAAACGCCGGGACACCUGCA